GUUUCUCCCAGGUUGCUGCCACCUUACAAUUUGCAUCCCCAACUCAAAGCCCCGGGAGUCGGACUGCAGUGAACUGCGCCCAAAGAAACACGUGCACCAUUGCAUCUCAAUGUCCGACUCGGAGUCCUGAAGCUCAGCUCGCAAUGCUCCUUCAUCUGCCACUACCCCUCAAUGCCUUAGUGGUAUUUUAUCUGACCAUCGCGAGCUCGGUGAGCGCAGCAUUGGCAGAUCAGUCCAACUUGAAGGGAGUCAAUAAUGAACCCUCGAAAAGACGAGGCUACUCGAGGGGAGAGCCCGUCCCCGUCAGUUGCUUGAACAGGACCAUUGAGACCGGGGAACAUAUCACCGACGCACAUGGCAACCUCCAAUAUAUACCAUUCCCGACAUGCAACGAAACGAACCAGCCGUUAUCCUUCCUCUACAACACGCCGCAGACGCAGACGUGUACGAUCGACGCGCUUCCGGACGAACUAUACCAUUUAUUCGAGUUUUUCGUGCACAGCGAUGUGCCGCUGACGUGUCGCGUUCCAUCGUACCCCUUAGAAGAGCAAGGCGCCUCACCAAUAUCCGGAACCACAGAAGCAGAAAAAAGUCUCUCAUGGACACCAUUCACAAUUGCGCUCCAGGGCACGUUGCAGCUCUCCCACCUCCAUCUCCACACCAACAUCAAUGUUCUGUUCCACAUGUCACAGCAAGACAGCGCGUCGUCUAGUACCGACAACGAACUGUCGCAUCUGAUUGCUUCGACCGCAUACUCUGUCCCCAACACCUCUUCGUCGUCCACCACACCGGUCGAAGGCACCAAGAUCCUCCGCAACGAGCCCGUGGUACUUACAUUCAAUGUUGGCUGGAUAGACGGUGCGGUGUUACCGGGCAUGGUGGGCCGGCCUGUCCUGGGAGUUCGCGACCAUAGUGUGGGCUUUUCGCUGCUCAGCUUCUUCGCCCUGUCUGCGAGUGCUGGCGUCGGCGCCAUGGCCAUGCUGAUCUAUGAGAGACGAAAGAGUGGCAGGAGCGGUAUGUACGGCAAUGGCAUUCUGGGAGGCAAUGUCGGCAAUGGCGGCGUCGUCAGAAGUUCCGGAUAUGGUGGCUACGGGGGGUAUUCCAGUAUAGCGGGCAAAAGAGAUUAAAAUGAUUUGAGCCUUGCUAUGAGAUGCGCCCCCGGAACGCAACAACCUUUUCAGUGACAGUCUCCCCCUGGUCAGUCACAAAAUGAGCGAUAUUUUAAACUUCAUUUGGACAACAAUGCCAUGAUUGGAUGACUGACUGGAACUGAUAUCUGGUACCUAUUGCUGUUCUUGUAUAGUAGGUAUUGUCUUGGCCAUCCGGACAAUCACAUUCCGAGAGUCAUUCCUACUCAUCUAAGGCAAAUACCAAGGCAUGUUACCGUAGGAUAGUAUAAAUAACUGGCCUAGGG
Exophiala dermatitidis NIH/UT8656 is the source of this 1414-nucleotide messenger RNA. RefSeq lists its product as uncharacterized. Bases 144 to 1127 code for a protein of 327 amino acids. NCBI's taxonomy places the organism in Eukaryota, Fungi, Ascomycota, Eurotiomycetes, Chaetothyriales, Herpotrichiellaceae. The transcript has 3 exons. The record is from RefSeq and is a predicted model, not a curated record.